Molecule: messenger RNA, 1677 nt
Organism: Nomia melanderi (Alkali bee)
Lineage: Eukaryota; Metazoa; Arthropoda; Insecta; Hymenoptera; Halictidae
Gene: Ugt50B3
Product: UDP-glycosyltransferase family 50 member B3
Molecular function (GO): UDP-glycosyltransferase activity
Source: RefSeq, a predicted model, not a curated record
AUGAUCAACUCGAUCGACCGUGUCCUUGCUCUGACGAUCGUCACCUGUUUCUGGGCAACGGCGAAGGGAUACAAUGUCCUGUUGGCCACCAUGGGCGGCACUAAGUCCCACACCGUACCUUUCGUCGCUCUUGGCAGCAGUUUGAGGGCCAGGGGACAUAACGUGACGGUGGUCAGCGCGUUUCCUGGGCCUGCCGUGAACAACGACCUUCAGGAGUUCGUACCACCCCUUUUCGAGGCUUACGUCGAUAAUUACACGUCGGAAUGGGACCUGGUGGGCGCGAGGUUCCGUGACGAGUUGCCGAUCUCGCCCUGGGACGCAAUGCGAUACGCCUGGGAAGCCUGCGAGGCGCUCCUUCGGGACGAGAUGUCGGUUUCUUGGAUCAGGAAGCCGGAAGGUAAUCCUCGUCUUCGUUGGGACGUUGCCGUGGUAGAUGGCGCCUUUCCUGAGUGUCUUCUUGGAGUUCUCCAUGGCGAAAACGUGCCUACGAUCAUGCUUAACACGGUCGCCCUGUACAGCGGCUCCAUAGGGCGUCAGGGGAAUCCGUCUCCUUGGUCGGUCACGCCCUACUUCGGCAAAUCAUUCACGCAGGACAUGGGCUUCUUCGAGAGGAUACUGAACGCGGCGUGUCUAGUCACGCUGCGGAUCAUGCAUUGGAUCAUGACUACUGGAUACGUGCAGCCCGUUCUGAGAAGAUACCUCGGGGAUCAGCUGCCCGACGUACGUGACUUGACUGCCGAGGUGCCGUUGACGUUACAGAACAGCCACUACAGCGUCGCUGAUUCUCUGCCAUACUUGGCGAACGUUGUCAACGUCGCUUGCCUCCAUUGCAAUCCCGCCACUCAGCUUAGCAACGAUAUGGAGAACUUCCUGCUGCGAGGUUUCAUCUUCGUCUCUAUGGGCUCGUCGGUUCGAGCGUCGGGCAUGCCAGAGGCUCUUCGUCAGAUAUUCGUCGCAGCUUUUGCCACAAUCCCCUACAACGUUGUAUGGAAAUGGGAGGGUGGGAAGAUUAAAGAUCUGCCGUCGAACGUCAGAACGGCGGCUUGGUGGCCACAGCAGGACCUCCUCGGGCACCCGAAACUCCGAGCUUUCGUCUCCCACGGCGGCCUCUUGUCUCUGCACGAAGCAGCAUAUCAUGGUGCUCCGACUCUCGUUCUGCCUGUCUUCUGUGAUCACGACGGGAACGCCGCCCAGGCAGAAAAGCUAGGCUAUGCUCUGGUGAUGGAUCUAGCUGGCAUCUCGGUCGGAAAUCUUCGCGAGGGGAUCCUGAAGGUGGCCGCCGUGCACAACAAUUCGUAUCGAAUGGCAGCAAAGAAACGCAGCUCGUUGUUACGAGAAUUGCCAAUUAGUCCAAGAAAAUUGGCGACCUGGUGGGUGGAACACGUCGCCAAGUACAAGGGUGCUGAACAUUUGAUGAGUUCCACCAGACACAUGGGCGUCAUUCAUUAUUAUUCCAUUGACGUGGUGGCAUUCUAUGCGGCCGCGUUGGUGUUGCUCAUAUACGGGCUGAAGAAACUCUGCUGGAGAACGAUAUCGAAGCAGGCUGUUAAUAAAAAGAAACUAGACUGAACUGUGCUGAUUUUUCAAUAUAAACGCUACGAAUAUUUAUUGCGUUUUAUAUAGUUUAUUGUACCUGUAGAUUACACGUGUCGAUCGUAAGCGAGAAUUACUGUAAGA